UAGAUUUAAAAAAAUUAGUAGAGUAUGAUAUGACUGAUUCUAUUAAAGAACAUAUGUCAACUAUAUUAGAAGUAAUUAAUAAGAAAUUUCGUGCAAUUCGAAAUGCUGAAAGUAAAAAGAAAAAUGCUGCAAAUAAAAAACAUAAAGAAAUUGAAGGUGUAGAAACUCAAGAAAUUUUAGUAGUAAAAAAUGGUGUUGUUAAAACAAAAAAACCAAAAAAAACACAUGAGGUGGAAGAAAAAGUUACGGAUGAAAGUAGUAGUGAAGAUGAAAUUGUAGAAUCUAGUCCAAAUUAA
Molecule: messenger RNA, 296 nt
Organism: Cetraspora pellucida
Lineage: Eukaryota; Fungi; Glomeromycota; Glomeromycetes; Diversisporales; Gigasporaceae
Source: the annotation of a GenBank genome assembly